Molecule: messenger RNA, 1584 nt
Organism: Harpegnathos saltator (Jerdon's jumping ant)
Lineage: Eukaryota; Metazoa; Arthropoda; Insecta; Hymenoptera; Formicidae
Gene: Pyroxd1
Product: pyridine nucleotide-disulfide oxidoreductase domain 1
Exons: 1
Coding region: 39-1490 (483 amino acids)
Molecular function (GO): oxidoreductase activity
Source: RefSeq, a predicted model, not a curated record
AUAAUCUUUGAUUAUUAAUGUCAUUGUUUGCUCAUUAAAUGGAUAUAACUGUAAGCCAUAAAGAAGAAAUGGAAUGCACAUUUGCUGUAGUGGGAGGUGGAAUUGCAGGAGUAUCAUGUGCUGAAGGAUUAAGUUUCCUUUAUCCAGAGGAAAGCAUAAUUUUGAUCACUGCUAGUCCUCUGGUGAAAGCUGUAAUGAAUAUAGUUCCUCUUGGCAAAACGUUAAUGCAUUUUGACAUAGAAGAAAAAAGCGCUGUAACUUUGGGUGACAAACACAAAAUGUUACAAGUUAUUCAAGAUACUGUAAUCAAGAUCGAUACGAUCAAGAAGCUUAUAGAAACUCGCAACAAAAAGAUCAUCAACUUUAAAAUGCUAUGCCUUUGUACUGGCGCGAGUCCUAAAUUGAUAGCGGAAAAUAACAAUUUUGUCAUAGGUAUUCGUGAUACAGAGUCCGUAGUGCAGUUUUCUCAGAAAUUAAAAAAUGCCAAAAGAGUUAUUAUCAUCGGCAACGGAGGAAUCGCUACCGAAAUCGUGCACGAAGUAAAAGACGUCGAGAUAAUUUGGGUGAUCAAAGACAAACAUAUUUCGGCUACCUUCGUCGAUCCCGGAGCCGCCGAAUUCUUUUUGAAUAAGAUAUCCAAGUCCAAUACAUCAGAAAACCUGACUAAGGAUGUACCGACCAAAAGAAUGAGAUAUGUAAUAUCAGAUAGCACACCGAUUAAAAACGGAGCCGCUCUUGGUCCAGAUUGGCACAGCAGUUUUGACAUGAGUGGCACACUUGUUGAAUCCACAAACAUACAAGUUGAAUACGAAUGCGAAGUAUCAAGAUUAUUUACUCCCGACGAACAGAAACUACUUGGUUCUUCUAUGGAAGAAUGGCCGAUCUAUGUGCAACUAACGAAUGGAAAAAUUAUUGGAUGCGAUCUUAUUAUCUCGGCCACAGGUGUCAUUCCAAAUUCCGACAUAUGUGGACUGGAAAAUCUCGAGAGAGGAGAGGAUGCUGGAUUAUUAGUAGAUUGGAAGUUGGAAACUUCGCAGAAAGAUAUUUACGCUGCUGGAGACGUGUGCACUGCGAAUUGGCCAAGAGCGAAACAUUGGUUUCAGAUGCGGCUCUGGACACAAGCUCAUCAGAUGGGUCGUUACGCCGCGAAGUCGAUGGUCUCGCGCUUAAAACAUGAAGAUUUUCUACAAGAUUUUUGCUUCGAACUCUUCACUCAUGUGACCAAAUUCUUCAAUUAUAAAGUUGUCCUACUCGGUUUGUACAAUGGACAGACUUUGGGAAAAAAUUACGAGAUACUUUUACGGAUCACUAAAGACCAAGAGUAUAUUAAAAUUAUUCUACAAGAUGGCAAGAUGCAAGGUGCAGUGCUCAUUGGAGAAACGGACUUGGAGGAAAUGUGUGAAAAUCUAAUACUCAAUCAAUUGGACUUGAGUAUGUAUGGAGAAGAACUGUUAAAUCCUGAUAUCGACAUUGAAGACUAUUUCGAUUGAUGAAAUAUUCAUUUUUUUUUUAUUAAUGUGCAUUACAUUUGUUUGUAAAUGUGGACGUAUUGAAUUUAUGCAAUAAAAUUUAAUUCAACAUGGA